GAGCAAUUGGAGGGGUGGGGGUGGGGCCCCCAGAUUCCACUUCCCCGCUGUGUGUCCCCCUCUCCCGCUCGCGCUGGCCCCCAGACCCCCUGAUCUCUCCACGCGCGCCUGGCUCUGUCCCAUUCUCCUAGGCCAAUGGGGGAGUCCACUGGGGAAGCAGGGGGUCAGAGACAUGUGACCCGUGCACUCAACAGGGCCCCAGGCUCAUAACCACCCCCGGCUUACUUUGUUGAAUGCUCUCUCACUGCCUGAAAUUCUGAAUAAUUAUUGACAGACAGCCUCACCGUUUCAUUUUGCUGUGAGUCAUUCACUUUAUACAGUGGGUCCCGAUUGUGGGGCCAGAUUUCCGGUCUGGGGGCAAACUACGGGGAGAGGGUCUGCGUGUGUGUCUGCUAAGGAUACUGAGGAACGCUGUGUAUGAGGGCAAGGGGGUGACUCCAGGAGCUGGACCCGAUGCGUUGGUGGCGCAGCUGGGGCAUGGAGGGUCUAUAGGGCCAGAGGCGCCGAUCCCGGGUAGACCCUGUCCCGAUACCCUGGAAACCUGGGGGCGGGGAGGUCGUGCUUUCCUGCCAAGUUUAAAACUUCCUCCCUGCCUGGGCCUGCCGCCCAGGACCUUGGUGUCUGUUCCUCCCUUUUGGGGUGUCCGGUCACCUCCCCCACCCCCGUUGUGAGGUUGGCCACAGGCUCCAGGGCCCUGUGGGAUUUGCCACAGUGGACUCUGGAAUGACCCCAGGCUAGGUGGCCACGCCCAGUUUGGGAGCCCGAGUUGGAGAGCAAAUUGUUCCCUGCGGCCAGCGCCCCCGAUUGGGGUGACAGGCUGGUGCCAUCAGGGACUCGAGAAGCGUGGAGACGGGUGCCUCACAACAGAUACUUGCCCAGAGCCGUGGACGUUCCACGUGUGGCAGGGACUGCCCAGUGACCAGGGAGCCCGCACCAGGUGGGCAGAAAUCCUAUUGAGUUUAUGAGGCACCAAAUGCACCAGCUGGUGGACAUCUUCUGUGACACGACCCAACACCAAUCCCGAGGAGCACCGCAACAGAGGCUCGGGCUGAGAGAGGUGGAGGAUGGCUUCAACGAGAUCAUGCUGGAAGCCGUGGACCUUCACCAUCAUCAGAACAACGACGAGGAAUCCAGUCCGUUACUUCCCGAAGUGCGGCAGGAGCUACGUUCCAGAGUCUUGAGGUCCUCCGUCCUUGACCUGGAAGAGAAGGAGCACCCCGUGGUCCAGAAGACGGAGGAGAGCUUCUGUGACAGAGCCCUGAGGUUGUUCCGAAGGCUGCUUUACCGACUGCAGCUGAAGUGGCAGGCCGCACUGGCGUGGGUGAGGGAGAAGGUGGCCGCCAGCUUUCAGGCCUUCUGCAACGCGGUGGAGGCCGUCGGCAGCGCCUUUAACAGUUUCUGCACCUCAGUGGCUCAGGUGUUCAGGAGCGCCGUCCAGGCCUAGCCCAGCCCUCCCCGGCCGCUUUCCUUGUCCGGGUCCGGCCCGUCGCUCUGGCUGUGGCGUCCUAAUAAGAGUUGGCUGCGGGCGCCCGGGGGCCUCAGUCGGUUAAGCGUCCGCCUUCCGCUCAGGUCAGGAUCUCAUGGUUCAUGGGCGUGAGCCCCGAGCCCCGCGUCGGGCUCUGUGCUGACAGCUCG
Molecule: messenger RNA, 1635 nt
Organism: Leopardus geoffroyi (Geoffroy's cat)
Lineage: Eukaryota; Metazoa; Chordata; Mammalia; Carnivora; Felidae
Gene: IL32
Product: interleukin 32
Exons: 6
Coding region: 962-1444 (160 amino acids)
Biological process (GO): immune response
Source: RefSeq, a predicted model, not a curated record